This is a messenger RNA of Sebastes umbrosus (honeycomb rockfish), 1475 nucleotides long. RefSeq lists its product as uncharacterized. The record is from RefSeq and is a predicted model, not a curated record. The coding region runs from base 93 to 1058 and encodes 321 amino acids. Lineage: Eukaryota; Metazoa; Chordata; Actinopteri; Perciformes; Sebastidae. The transcript is spliced from 2 exons.
CUGUCAGACACACACACUCAGCUACUGUUGUCUCGUUGAGUCUUUUCACAGAGAUUGUUCUUAGUGAAAUCUACUGACAAACUCACAUCAAGAUGGGGAACAUGCAUUGCGAGCUUGAGGACGUAGCCCAACUGGCCUCUGUUGCUCGGGGCAUCUGCCCUUACCCAAACUACAACCCCAGUCCUCUUUUCGGGAAAAUGAUGUCCACCAACUCUUCACUUCAUUUGAGGGACCACUACAGGACAGUGCAGUCCUCCCUGACCCCGAAGCAGCUGGAGGACUUCACCCAGGGCCUGAAGACCACUUUUGGCAGGGAGGGCAAGGUCACUCUUGGUGGGGUGGGGGUAGUGGCCCUGUCCCUGGCUGUGCUGUUUGACACUCUUGCCAGACAGGCCAGGGGAGAGUGGGUGUCAGACUCAGGGCCCAUUCCAGGUUUAUUUGUCAAAGACCCCCUGAGAGGGUACUACCCACCGCAUGUCUACACCGCCAGUGAAUACCUGAGGCUGGUACCCCACAUUGCAAACAACCCCACCAGGAUGAGAGAGGAGACAGAGAGGUACCUCAAGCAAUUACAUGUCGAUUUCCAAUCUUUGGACAAAUUGCUGGAAAAUAAUCACACGCUACCGAUAAAGGACGACAACAUAGUAGUCAAUAUUAUCCUGGGAGGAGCUUUUGCACAAGAUUUGAUGCAUCAUGUCUCCCGCAUGAACUCUACCACUGAUGUGAGGGCAGUUGAGACUUUUACCUGGUUGAUUUCAGCAUUUCAGCGAACGCCACCAGCUGAUGUGAUCUUUAAUCUCAAUUGUGACCCAGAGGAGGCUAACAAAGAUUUUUUGGCAGAAGUGCAACAAUCUGAAAACCGCACCCAAGAAGCUUUUAAGAGCUGCAAGUCAAAAGAAGUAGGAAAGUCAUGGCUGCUCUUUGUAGCCUACCUUGAAUGGCAAUAUGCCAUGUUCAGCAUGUCGCGUGCAGUUGGAGAAGUCAGCCGUACUACAAAGAUGAAUCAAAGGGAAGAUUUUGAUCUGAAGGCCGAUGCACUUGGAAAAUGGGCAGAGUAGUUCACUGGCCAAUUUCCCAAAUACAGCUAAGAAGAAAGGUACUUUAUCUUUAUGUUCAAAAGAAGACAGGUGAUCUGAUGUGGUGUUCUUUUUUUCUUACUUGCUUAAUAGUUAUUUUACCCUUUGAGGCCAUUUUGUGUUUUGAAAGUUGCUUACUAUCUGGGUGUCAUUUGGACUUAUCAGUGAUUGUAAAAAUCGAGAAUAACUGAAAUACUGAAAUGACUUCAGAUCUGAAAAGAAAAGCCAAUUCAUGGUAGAAAUAUCAGACAUUUACUUUGGAAUAUCUCUAAAUUGAUAAAGUAAAAAUGCUUGAUUUUGUGUCUGUAUGUAGUCAGAUAUGUCUUCAACUCAAAUGUGUCAGUUAUUGACUGUUUUUUCCAGCAACCAAAAAUCUAAGAAUAAAGACCUUUCUUCACA